Molecule: messenger RNA, 329 nt
Organism: Linderina pennispora
Lineage: Eukaryota; Fungi; Kickxellomycota; Kickxellomycetes; Kickxellales; Kickxellaceae
Exons: 1
Coding region: 20-208 (62 amino acids)
Source: RefSeq, a predicted model, not a curated record
CCCAGUCUCUCUGAAGUGCAUGGCCAGCACCUCAAACGACAGGAACGCCGCGACGAGUCUUGCCAGGGCAGAGCUGCCUGCUUGCCCGCCCACCACUAGCUGGCACGCAUCAAGUGCUGCUGAAAUCCCCGCUGUGUGCAGGAGAACAGCCGCCCGGUGCCGACUCAGCUCCACCAGCUCCGGCACCACCGGCAGUUUCGCCAUAUAGCUGGCCAUCUCCGGCAUCAGCGCCUGGUAGAACUCCACCACCAAGCCAUCAUUGGCCUUAUGUCGGGUCGCCGCAUUCACUGCGUGUCUCAGCAACACGCGCCCGUCGCAUUUGUCCGUCA